GGCGGGGCGGAAGUGAGCGCUAGCUGGGCGCGCGUGCUCUGCUAGCCAUGUCGGGGGCCAGGAAACCUUUGGAGUUCCAUGACAAGCGGCCCUGGCGCCCGGAGGCGACCGUGGAGGAUCCAGAUGAGCAAGACGAGGAUGACGGCGUGGAAGCCGACAAUGGGUUCUCCCUGGAGGAAGUGUUACGCCUCGGAGGCACUAAGCAAGAUUAUCUUAUGCUGGUUACUUUGGAUGAGAAUGAGGAAGUGGUGGACGGAGGCAAAAAAGGAGCAGUUGAUGACCUUCAGCAAGGUGAAUUGGAAGCAUUUAUUCAAAACCUUAAUUUGGCUAAAUAUGCAAAGUCCUUAACUGAAGAUGAUAAACCAGCAAAAGAAGAAAAUGCCGGCAAAAAAGAAGCCAAAGUAUCUACAAUAGAUAAGAAAAAGCAAAAUUCAGCAGAAAAUGAAAAGACAGUCAGCAAGAAGAAAAAUAAGAAUAAGCCAGAACAGUGUUCUGAUAAGAAUGACAGUGUGCCAAAAGUGAACAAAGAGAAACAAGACAUCUUUGAAUUCUUUGAAAGGCAGACAUUGUUACUCAAGCCUGGAGGCAAAUGGUUUGAUCUAGAGUAUUGCAAUGAAUAUUCUUUGGAACCCCAGUCUCAGGAAGUUGUGUCUAAGUACCAAACCCUGGCUCAGAAGCUGUAUGAACAUGAAGUCAACCUAUUCAAAAACAAGACAAACAAUCAAAAGGGAGGCUCUUCUACCUGGAUGAAGGCAAUUGUAUCCUCAGGAACACUAGGUGACAGAAUGGCAGCCAUGAUUCUUCUCAUCCAGGAUGAUGCUGUUCACACACUCCACUUUGUAGAAACUCUGGUGAACCUUGUUAAAAAGAAAGGCAGCAAACAACAGUGCCUCAUGGCUUUGGAUACUUUCAAAGAGUUACUCAUCACAGACCUUUUGCCAGAAAGCCGAAAGCUAAGAAUUUUCAGCCAGCAUCCUUUCCACAAACUAGAAAAGAUGUCCGGUGGCAACAAGGAUUCACGAGAUAGAAGACUGAUAUUGUGGUACUUUGAACACCAGCUGAAACACUCAGUAGCUGAAUUUGUGCAGGUCUUAGAAACUUUAAGUCAUGACUCAUUAGUAGCCACUAAAACUAGAGCCCUUAUUACAGCUCAUGAGCUUCUUUGUAACAAACCUGAGCAAGAAAAGGCUCUUCUUGUUCAGGUAGUAAAUAAACUGGGAGAUCCUCAGAAUAAAAUUGCCACAAAAGCCUCUCAUCUAUUAGAGACAUUACUCUGUAAACAUCCCAAUAUGAAAAGAGUUGUAUGUGAUGAAGUAGAAAGGCUUCUCUUUCGCUCAAAUAUCAGCUCCAAAGCUCAAUAUUAUGCAAUUUGUUUUUUGAAUCAAAUGGUUUUCUCCCACGAAGAAAGCGAACUGGCUAACAAAUUAAUAACUCUUUAUUUUUGUUUUUUUCGGACUUGUAUCAAGAAAAAGGAUAUUGAGUCAAAAAUGCUUAGUGCCCUUUUAACAGGUGUGAAUAGGGCAUACCCCUAUUCUGAGACAGGUGAUGACAAAGUGAGGGAGCAGAUAGAUACCUUGUUCAGGGUGUUGCAUAUUGUAAACUUCAGUACCAGUGUACAGGCCUUAAUGUUACUUUUUCAAGUAAUGAAUUCUCAGCAGACAAUUUCUGAUCGAUACUAUUCAGCAUUAUACAGGAAAAUGUUGGACCCAGGGUUAAUGAUGUGUUCCAAGCAAGCUAUGUUUCUUAACCUUGUCUACAAGUCUCUGAAAGCUGACAUCGUGUUGCGCCGGGUGAAGGCUUUUUUGAAGAGGUUGCUCCAAGUUACUUGUGUACAGAUGCCACCAUUCAUAUGUGGGGCUUUGUAUCUUGUGUCUGAGAUCCUUAAAGCAAAACCAGAUUUAAGAAGUCAACUGAAUGAUCACCUGGGACCUGAUGAUGAAGAAAAUUUUGUUGAUGUGGAGGAUGAUGACAUAGAACAGGUCACAGAUGCAGAUAAAGAAUCAGAAAUAGAUGCAGAGAAAAAGACUGAAACAGAGGAAACUCUGUCUGAAAAUAAUACAGAAACUAAAAAACCAAAGACAGCUUCCUGGGUACACUUUGAUAAUUUGAAAGGUGGCAAACAGUUAAAUACUUACGAUCCAUUCAGUAGAAAUCCUUUGUUUUGUGGAGCUGAAAACACAAGUCUUUGGGAACUCAAAAAGUUAGCUGAGCAUUUUCAUCCUUCUGUGGCCCUUUUUGCAAAGACUAUCCUUGAGGGAAAUCACAUUCAGUAUUCAGGGGACCCACUGGAGGAUUUCACACUAAUAAGAUUCUUGGAUAGAUUCGUAUACCGAAAUCCAAAGCCACAUAAAGGCAAAGAGAAUACUGACAGUGUUGUGAUGCAGCCCAAAAGGAAACAUUUUAUAAAGGACAUUCGCAGUCUUGCUGUGAAUAGUAAGGAGUUCCUUGCAAAAGAAGAAAGCCAAAUACCAGUGGAUGAAGUGUUUUUCUAUAGGUAUUAUAAGAAAGUUGCUGUUGUUAAAGAGAAACAAAACCGGAAUGCAGAUGAAGAAAGUAUAGAAGAUGUGGAUGAUGAGGAAUUUGAAAAGCUGAUUGACACAUUUGAAGAUGAUAACUGUUUCUCCUCUGGAAAGGAUGAUCUUGAUUUUGCCAGCAAUGUGAAGAAAGAAGCAAAAAGGACGAAGGCAAACUUGGAAGAUGACGAUUCUGAGGGCAGUGAUGAUGAGUUUGGCAACCUGGAUGAUGAUGAAGUUUCUCUCGGAAGCAUGAAUGAUGAAGAAUUCGAGGAAGUUGAUGAAGAUGGAGGAACAUUUAUGGAUGUGCAGGAAGAUGAAAGUGAGGGCAUUCCAGAAUUUGAUGAAGUCGACUCCGAAGUGAAUGCUAAGAGAAGCAAGAGAAAGAGUGGAGGUAAUAUCGACUUUGCUGGGUCAUUUCAAGGACCAAAAACUAAGAAGAAGAGAGGAAACUUCAAUGACUCCAGCUUGUUUGUGUCUGCAGAAGAGUUUGGUCACCUAUUGGAUGAAAAUAUGGGAUCCAAGUUUGAUAACCUUGGUAUGAACGCCAUGGCUAACAAAGACAAUGCAAGCCUCAAACAGCUUAAGUGGGAGGCUGAACGUGACGAUUGGCUACACAACAGAGACACAAAAAGUAUCAUCCAAAGAAAGAAAAAUUUCAAAAAGAAGAGGCUGACUCCAAAACGCCACAAAACAAAGAAAACGAGAAUUUCAAAGUAAAUUAUAAAUUAAAUUUUUUCUUACUCUUAAUUUUUGCUAUUCAUCCACUUUUCUUGAUCUUGUUCUCUAAUUCCAUACAUUCCAGACAUUUCAACGGAUUUGUAAUAAACUAUAAAUAAAGA
Dipodomys spectabilis (banner-tailed kangaroo rat) is the source of this 3355-nucleotide messenger RNA. It is a transcript of the gene Cebpz, whose product is annotated as CCAAT enhancer binding protein zeta. Gene Ontology annotation, cellular component: nucleus. The record is from RefSeq and is a predicted model, not a curated record. NCBI's taxonomy places the organism in Eukaryota, Metazoa, Chordata, Mammalia, Rodentia, Heteromyidae. The transcript has 16 exons. Bases 48 to 3233 code for a protein of 1061 amino acids.